Messenger RNA from Alternaria postmessia, 606 nucleotides. RefSeq lists its product as uncharacterized. Gene Ontology annotation, cellular component: nucleus. Gene Ontology annotation, biological process: ribose phosphate metabolic process; nucleoside phosphate metabolic process. The record is from RefSeq and is a predicted model, not a curated record. Gene Ontology annotation, molecular function: ADP-ribose diphosphatase activity. Lineage: Eukaryota; Fungi; Ascomycota; Dothideomycetes; Pleosporales; Pleosporaceae. The transcript has a single exon. Bases 1 to 606 code for a protein of 201 amino acids.
AUGCCGCAAGAACCAAAGAUCAUCAAGGUAGAAGAGCUUCCUGCAACCGAGGCCAAAUGGAUCGAGUUCCAGAAAAUCUCAUGGCAAGACCAAACGGGUAGAGAUCGCGUCUGGGAAGCCGCGGCACGCAAGACACGGGGCAAGGCAGGCGUCGAUGCUGUAGCCAUAACAACAAUCAUCCGCCACCCCUCGCACCCGCCUUCCACUAUUAUCAUCCUGCAGUACCGCCCGCCUGUCAACGCCGUCUGCGUCGAGCUUCCUGCCGGUCUAGUUGACGAGAAGGAGUCACCUAGUGAGGCCAGCGUACGAGAGCUACACGAAGAGACUGGGUACAAGGGCAAGUUGGCCUUUAUCAGCCCGACUAUCGUCUCGGAUCCUGGUCUGAGCACGGCGAACAUGCAGCUGGCCAUGGUGGAGAUCAACUUGAAGGAAGGUGACAAGGAGCCAGAGCAGGUGCUUGACGAUGGCGAGUUCAUCGAGAGGGUAGUGGUGCCGAUUGAUGAAUUAUACGAUCGCCUAGUCAAGUACGACCAGGAGGGCAAGACUAUCGAUGCACGGCUCUGGCAUUGGGCUGCAGGAUGGCAUGCUGCAAAGACUAUGCUAUGA